Messenger RNA from Echinococcus granulosus, 408 nucleotides. RefSeq lists its product as hypothetical. NCBI's taxonomy places the organism in Eukaryota, Metazoa, Platyhelminthes, Cestoda, Cyclophyllidea, Taeniidae. Bases 1 to 408 code for a protein of 135 amino acids. The transcript is spliced from 3 exons. The record is from RefSeq and is a predicted model, not a curated record.
AUGUGCGUCGACGGCAGGAAGCUGAAGCCAGUAACGAAGAAGGAUGCUUCUCCACCACCCCAUGUAAACAAUUUGUUAGACCUUGACGCCCAGACAAAUCAUUCCUCGUGUCACAUUGCCUCAUCAAACGAGUUUAGUGUAAACGGAACCCGACGAUGGUGGUGUUGGUGUCGGUGCCUGCGAGAGAGCAAUCAUAUAAAAUUCAUCUUCUUCUUCGAUGAUGCCGCCUCAGCUGAACACCUGUCUCGUACUCCUUUUCUUCGCCUUCAGUGUCUCGAUCCCCUCAAUGUCUACGAUAAUCAUGGUGACCUGAACGACUACCUACGCACCGGAGGAAACACCUGCCAGACCGACGUCACCGGUCUCGGCGGCAUCUACGCUGUCCACACUCAUCACGGCGAUGAUUAA